Molecule: messenger RNA, 1761 nt
Organism: Cynara cardunculus var. scolymus (artichoke)
Lineage: Eukaryota; Viridiplantae; Streptophyta; Magnoliopsida; Asterales; Asteraceae
Product: cytochrome P450 78A5-like
Exons: 2
Coding region: 15-1583 (522 amino acids)
Molecular function (GO): iron ion binding; oxidoreductase activity, acting on paired donors, with incorporation or reduction of molecular oxygen; monooxygenase activity
Source: RefSeq, a predicted model, not a curated record
UUCUCUCUCUAAAAAUGUCUUCCUUUCCUGCUCUUUGCAUUCCCCACACCUCUUCUGUUCUCACCUUCCCCGUUUUCUUCGCCGUCAUCGUUUUCGUCUCCGUUUUCGCUUUCCUACUUGCUCCCGGCGGCCUAGCAUGGGCUCUGUCGUCAAAAUCUCGAACGAGAACGGCCAUUCCUGGCCCUUUUGGUGUACCCAUUUUAGGCCUCGUCUUUGCUUUCACAUCCUCUUUGACUCAUAGAACCCUUGGGAAGCUUGCUAUUACCUUCAAUGCUACGUCUCUAAUGGCGUUUUCCGUUGGGUUGACUCGUUUUGUCAUCUCGAGUCAUCCGGAAACUGCUAAGGAAAUACUCAACAGCUCUGCUUUUGCUGACCGGCCGGUGAAGGAAUCGGCGUAUGAGCUUCUGUUUCAUCGUGCCAUGGGGUUUGCUCCUUAUGGUGAUUAUUGGCGCAACCUUAGAAGGAUCUCGGCGACUCAUUUGUUUAGCCCUAAAAUGAUAUCGAGUUUUGGGGGUUUUCGGGAGAAAAUCGGGUUGAAAAUGGUGGAUCAGGUUUCCGAUUCCAUGGAUCGUAACGGCGUUGUAGAGGUUAAGAGGUUGCUUCACUUUGCUUCGUUAAACAAUGUAAUGAUGUCUGUAUUUGGCAAAUCGUAUGAUGAUUUCGCUGACGAUGGCGGCCAUGGGUUUGAGCUUGAGGAGUUGGUUAGUGAAGGAUACGAACUUCUCGGAAUCUUCAACUGGAGUGACCAUUUUCCGAUCGUUAGGUGGUUUGAUUUUCAGGGGGUGAGGAAGAGAUGCAGAAAGCUGGUUUCUAGAGUUAAUGUUUUCGUAGAAGCAAUCAUAAACGAACACCGCGAACGGAGGUCUGGAAACGGCGGAGCUGCCACCGUUCACGGCGGCGAUUUCGUUGAUGUUCUGCUUGAUUUGGAAUCCGAAAACAAGUUCAGUGAUGCUGAUAUGAUCGCUGUUCUUUGGGAAAUGAUCUUCAGAGGAACCGAUACGGUUGCAAUCCUUCUGGAAUGGAUUCUCGCGAGGAUGGUAUUGCAUCCAGACAUUCAAGCCAAAGCACAAGCUGAAAUCGAGAGUGUCGUUGGAUCGGGUCGACCCGUGCUGGACACGGAUCUUCCAAGCCUGCCAUACCUCCAUGCAAUUGUGAAAGAAACCCUACGUGUACACCCACCGGGCCCACUUCUAUCAUGGGCUCGACUCGCCAUCCACGACACCCAAGUGGGUCCACACCUGGUUCCAGCCGGGACUACAGCCAUGGUCAACAUGUGGUCCAUAACCCACAAUGCUCAAAUCUGGGUCGAACCCGAGUUGUUUAACCCGGAAAGGUUUAUCGAUCAAGAGGUCUCGAUAAUGGGUUCGGACCUCCGUUUGGCUCCGUUCGGUGCGGGUCGGAGGGUUUGCCCCGGAAAAGCGAUGGGUUUGGUUACGGUUCAGCUUUGGUUAGCUCAGUUGUUGCAGAAUUUCAAGUGGGUCGCAUCCGGGUCGCAUCCGGGUCUGGUUGAUUUGUCAGAGUGUUUGAAGAUGUCAUUGGAAAUGAAGAACCCAUUGGUGUGCAAGGCUGUGGCUAGGGUUUGAUGACGUGGCAGGAUAAUUAAUUAGCCUUAAUUAAGUUUAAUUAAUGACUAUCCAUUUUCUUAGGUAGUAAGGGGUAAUUUUGGAAUUUGAAAAAGUUUGGGAGGUAGUGUGAAAGUAUGCACUGUGUACACACCCUUUUGGUUAUAUAUAUGUGUGCCCUUAUAUAUAUAUAUAUGUC